Glycine soja is the source of this 553-nucleotide messenger RNA. Its product is annotated as annexin-like protein RJ4. The coding region runs from base 1 to 360 and encodes 119 amino acids. Lineage: Eukaryota; Viridiplantae; Streptophyta; Magnoliopsida; Fabales; Fabaceae. Gene Ontology annotation, cellular component: cytoplasm. The record is from RefSeq and is a predicted model, not a curated record. Gene Ontology annotation, molecular function: calcium ion binding; calcium-dependent phospholipid binding. The transcript is spliced from 3 exons.
AUGGCUACUCUUGUUGCUCCUAGGAAUCAUUUUCCACAGGAAGAUGCAGAAGCUCUCUGGAAAGCCGUCAAAGGGUGGGGGACAGAUGAAAAGACCAUCAUAAAAAUACUGGGUCAUAGAAAUGCUUCUCAGAGGCAGCAAAUUAGACUAGUUUUCCAGGACAUUCACCUAGAGGAUCUCGUCAAACGCCUUGAGUCGGAGCUCUCUGGAGACUUUGAGAGAGCUGUAUACCGAUGGACAUUAGAACCUUCAAAACGAUAUGCUGUGUUGGCCAAUGUAGCCAUAAAAAAUGCUAACAAAGACUAUCAUGUGAUGGUGGAAAUUGUAUGUGUGCUUCAACCAGAAGAGCUUUUAAUUUAGGUGUGAGACGAGCCUACCACAACCGCUACAAGCAUUCCUUGGAAGAUGUGGCUGCUCAUACCACUGACCAUGUUCGCCAGGCAAGUCUUUCUCCCUAAUCAUUCUAUCUUGCUUCUAAAGAGAGAAAAAUAGAAAUAAUUACACUAAAUUUGAUUGAAAUUGAUGCUAAAUGCUAAUUAUAUUAAUUUAAACC